Molecule: messenger RNA, 2697 nt
Organism: Diprion similis
Lineage: Eukaryota; Metazoa; Arthropoda; Insecta; Hymenoptera; Diprionidae
Product: trichohyalin-like
Exons: 2
Coding region: 1-2697 (898 amino acids)
Molecular function (GO): nucleic acid binding; zinc ion binding
Source: RefSeq, a predicted model, not a curated record
AUGCCUAUGGAAACUAGAAAUGCUAACAAAAAAGACAGUGAGGGAACUGCGUCAGCUGAUUGUGACACACAAUUAAAAUACACAGAGGCUGACGUGGAAUUUUUGCGUGAAGAAGUGAAAAAUAAAGAGAAAAGACUUAGAUUAGAACAGGAAGCGAUUGAACAACGAAAAUUAGAGCUAGAUAGAAAGUCACAACAAAUAAGCGAAAAUCUCCGAGCACAAGAAGCGGAGAUUGAGCGCAGACAAAAAGAGUUAGAAAUCAGAGAAAAAACAAUUUUAAACUCGAAUUCAGAAACGCAACAGGAAAUACAAGAUAAGCCUGCGCGAGAUAAAAAUCAAAAGGAUAAAGAAUCAGAAUCAACAGAACUUGAGACUCGGGAAAAAACAGAUUCCAAGUCAAUUUUACAAGAGCAGUCGGGAAACAAAGAAAACCCGGCAUCAGACGUCAAUGAUCAACAGGUAGAGUCAAAAAUAGACAUACCAGAAAUAAAAUCAGGAACUCAAAACCUGAAAAAAGAAUCAAAAAAACAGGGUAACUUAGGAUCUAGCGAAGCGACGGACGACACAAAAGAGAGCGAACCGCGGCUAGACCAGGGAAAACCAAAAAUCAGCGAAUUACGCCAGAAGAAAAUAGAAAUAGAUCAGAAGCUAAAGCUUUUAAUCGCGAAAAGCUUAGACAUUACCGAUAAAAUCGCGAACGAGUCCCAAAUAAGAGCCACAGAAGCCGACACAGAGGUAAGUCCCGAUCCGGUAAUGAAUCAAUGUAGCGAAGCGAUACAGGUAGAAGCGGAGAUCAUAUAUCUAAAAAAUAAAUUGAAGAAAAAUAAAUCAGAAUUAGAAAAGAUUGCGGAAGCAUCGAAACCAACGAGUCACACGGAGAAACUUGCCGACGGUCCGAGCGCUAGCGUAACAAAACUUGCCGACGCUCCGCGCGCGAAACAGAUAAACAGCGAAAGUGUAGACUACGAUCGCGCUUCAAUUAUAUCAGACACGUCUGUGCAGACUAAUGAAGAAAAAAUCAAUACUAAAGCCGAAGUUCUUGCGAAGGAACUCAUAUUUCGUGAAACGGAGAAAGAAAUGCGUGCGAAAUUGAAAGAAUUGCGAGGUGUAGCGACGAGCGGUUCCGACCUAAAGCCACAAGAGCUAGGCGCACCCGGCGCACCCCAAUACCUGGUUUCGGACGAUGAUUUUGAAAUCCGACAACGCGAACGUGAGUUACGACAACGCGAACGUGAGUUACGACAACGCGAAUCAGAACUAAAAAGGCAGAAAGCAGAAGAAACGAUUAAAGAGUUCAAAUUUCAAAAGACAGACAAAGAGUCGCGCGAAAAAUUAAAAGAACUAAGAGGUGGAGUAAGCGGAGAAGACCUACAGCCACAAGAGCUGGGCACUCACGACGCACCCGAGUAUCUUCGAUUAGACGACGACUUCGAAAUCCGUCAAAAGGAACGCGAGCUUAGAAAACGUGAACUGCAAUUAGAAGCACAGGUAAAAGAGUUAGAGCGUAUAAAGCUUAAUCCGCGAAACCAGAGGGAAUUAGAUUUAGCCCGUAGAGAAGAGGAACUAAAAGCAAGAGAAUUAGCUGUCAAAAACGAGCUAGCUCAAUUUCAGCAAAAGAAUAACGAAAACCAAAAUUAUGAGAAUUAUCGAGUUUCAAAAACGAUCAAUCAAAAUAUAAACAUUCCAACUUUAUCAUUAACCGAGCAGUCAAUAUCCGUAAAAGACGCGCUCGCAGUAGUGCCAAAAUUCGACGGAAAAAAUAUAACAGUUUUACAAUUCAAUCGAAGCUGCAAACGCGCAUUAGAAAUGGUAUCGCCGAGCCUGGAAGGUUAUCUUACGAGACUAAUUCGGAGUAAACUGACUGAUCGCGCCUAUGCAGUCAUCGAAGAAGAAAAUUUUACAACUUUACAACAACUUUUAGACAAACUGUCAGAGGUAUUCGCGCCUACUCGCUCCGCGAAUUAUUAUCGAGGGGAACUUGGCCGUCUAUACAAAUUUGCCGACGAACACAUCUUGGAUUAUAUAUCGAGAACCCGUGACAUAAAGACCGGGUUGGUAGAAAGCGAGCGCCGAAAAAAUAAAAAACUCAACGAUAAUGAAUCGAAAGAAUUAGAUGAUGAAAUAUGCGAAACCUUUAUAGGAGGCUUGCCAACCGAAUACAGAAACGCGAUAUUAAUCAAAGGAUGUCCUACCUUAAAAACCGCGUAUGAACGAGCAAUAGAUAUUGAUAAAAAAUUUGAGCAAGACAAAGAAAGAUCCAAAACUCGCGAAUCAGGAAAACCGGAUGGCGAAAAACGCGAACCUUGCAAACAUUGCAAACAGACUAAUCACAGAUCAGAAAACUGUAGAUCAAUAAGAAAACCGCCGAGCGAAAAACCCAACGAGAACGGGGAAUCUUGCGCGAUUUGCAAACGUACCAAUCAUGCAACCGAAGAUUGCUUUCACAAUAAAAAUAAUAAUCGACGUAAAGACAACGAAAAUAGAAAUGUCAACUCAAACCUCCCGUACUGCAAGUAUUGCAAGAAACUAGGGCACACUUGGGAAGAAUGUAGAAUACGCAAGUACCAUGAGAACUCAAGGUCAAAUCAGGGAAACGGGGCAGGGCCCUCGGGGGCGGGGAGCAGUCCUCGAGCAGCUCAGGCCAAUGCUCUGGAAACGGAGACGGCGGAAACCCCAAAUCCGUCUGCCUCCACCUAA